Molecule: messenger RNA, 1607 nt
Organism: Tachyglossus aculeatus (Australian echidna)
Lineage: Eukaryota; Metazoa; Chordata; Mammalia; Monotremata; Tachyglossidae
Gene: SMTNL2
Product: smoothelin like 2
Exons: 9
Coding region: 1-1443 (480 amino acids)
Biological process (GO): positive regulation of vasoconstriction; actin cytoskeleton organization
Cellular component (GO): M band; I band; filamentous actin
Molecular function (GO): tropomyosin binding; protein phosphatase 1 binding
Source: RefSeq, a predicted model, not a curated record
AUGGAGCCGGCGCCGGGCGAGCUGUCCGACCUGAGCAGCCGGGAGGCGCAGACGCUGCGCGAGGCGCUGUGCCGCUACGAGGACACCCUGCGGGGCUCCGUGCGCCAGAUCCACGGAGACGUGCAGCGGGUGAAGGAGGGCGUGGAGCGCCAGGUGGGCGAAGCGCUGCGGCUGGCAGCCCCCUUGGCCCGCACCGUGGCAGACCUGCAGCAAGACCACCGGCGCCUGCGGGCCCAGCUGGACCGGCUGGCCAGACACGUGGACGCCCUGGGCCGGGCCGCCGGGCUCCCCGAGCCCCCGGACACCCCCGAAGACACCCCUCCUGGCACUACCCCCGCCCCAGGCCCCCCCGGGGGCACUGCCCGCUUCGCCACCCGGGCCAUCUUCUCGCUGUCUGGACGCAGCCAGAGUCUGGACCAGUUUGAGCCUGGCGAGACAGAGCUGAGGAGACCCUCUGCCUCUCCACUGGUGGAGAAUGGCCACCAGCCCAACUCCGGUCCAGCCAAGUUCUUUCCCGACGGGCCCGAGGGGUUCCAGGUCUCUCCCCUCACCGAGGCCUACCCCCAGAGCAUCAACCUGCGGAGGCCGCACCUCCCCGUCACUGCCACCACCCGUGUCCCGGAAAGGUUUUCCGGGGAGACCUCCGCUCCGCAUCCCACCUCGACCGCAGCUGGGGCCCUUGGAAGCCCAAGCAGGAUUCCUGGUGAGGCUGUGGCCAGAACUUCCAGCCAGCCAGGGAGUUCCGUCAAGUCCUGGAAUGCCAGUUCCAUGAAGACAGUGGGCACCUCGUUAACGUCAGAGAAAAGUUCUUCAGUCACCAGAUCCGUGGCAGCUGUGGAGUUUGGAAUGGCCAGGGGCCUCAAGAGCAGUGAAAGCUCGGCGGACAACCAGAUGGGCCCGACUCCCGGGUCUCCUUCCCCCGUGAUGGCAGCCCCCCGGCCAGGCGAACGGAGGCGGGAGCUUGUGCGGUCCCAGACCCUGCCCCGCACCUCGGGGACCCAGGCCCGCAGAGCCCUCUUCGAGAAGCUGGAGCAAGACACCGGCAAGGGGAAAGGAGAGUCGAGGGCGAAGCUAAAGCGAUCCCAGAGCUUUGGGGUGGCCAGCGCCAGCAGCAUCAAGCAAAUCCUGCUAGAUUGGUGCCGUUCCAAGACUGUCGGCUACCAGCACGUCGAUCUCCAGAACUUCUCCUCCAGCUGGAGUGACGGGAUGGCGUUCUGUGCCCUUGUGCACUCAUUUUUCCCGGAAGCGUUUGACUACAACUCCCUCAACCCUGGCAACCGACAGAAGAACUUCGAGCUGGCUUUCACCGCGGCAGAGGAGUUUGCUCACUGUGACCGCCUCAUCGAAGUGGAAGAUAUGAUGGUGAUGGGACACAAACCAGAUCCUAUGUGCGUCUUCACCUAUGUCCAGUCCCUGUACAACCACCUGAGGCGUUUCGAGUGACCGCCGUCCCAGCUGGACGAAAGGGGCACCCUGACAGGACUUUCCCGGAAGUUGUAUUUGAAGGCAAAAACAGAGUUCGCACGCUGAGGAGAAAGCACCGCUUCCAUCCUGUAUUUCUGUUUGCAUUCGACCGCGUUACCGAUUAAAACUGUUUCUGAGACGAA